AGCGCCGUCUCUGAUUGGCUGAAGCUGACAGAAGAGGCGUGUCUUUCCAGUAGUUAGGCGGAGUUUUGUGCCGCAAUACUAUGUGGUUGUUUCAGAGAGCGCUGUUGAUUGGGGCGCUGGGCAGCAAGAGCUUCACUAGAGCCAUGUGUGCCCAAGCCAAUGACUGGCAGUCGGCCAAAUCCAUAUACGAUUUCUCAGCCAAAGACAUUGAUGGAAAUGAAGUGUCUCUGGAGAAAUACAGGGGUUACGUGUGCAUCAUCACUAACGUAGCCUCCAAGUGAGGGAAGACUCCUGUAAACUACACUCAGUUUGCGGCAAUGCACGCCACGUACGCUGAGAAAGGUUUACGGAUCCUGGGCUUCCCCUGCAACCAGUUCGGAAAGCAGGAGCCUGGAACCGAGGCGGAGAUCAAGGAGUUUGCCAAAGGCUACAAUGCAGAGUUCGACCUCUUCAGUAAGAUCGAGGUGAACGGCGACGGGGCCCAUCCUCUCUGGAAAUGGAUGAAAGACCAGCCCAAAGGCAAGGGGACUCUGGGAAACAACAUCAAAUGGAAUUUCACUAAGUUCCUCAUUGACAAAGAAGGUCAGGUUGUGAAGAGGUACGGACCGAUGGACGAUCCCAGCGUUGUUGAAAAGGAUCUCCCCAAGUACCUGUAGCCAUUUGGAUCAAAUCCGAUCUCCGUCCAUGUGUCUCACAUGCGCUUGUCUCCUCUCUGGCCGAUGACUGGACAUUGGCAGGGUGUCGCCCAGAUCUGUGACGGCCGUUCCUCAAGCCUGUGUUCAGGUAGGGACGGCCUGAUGUCCUCUGGCGUGCAAAUUCUCUGGGAACAACCCUCCGAUGUCCAGACGUGUCACCAGAGAGGAGAUCAAUGGCUGCAUGCACUGAAAAUCAAACUCAUGUACCUAAAGAACAUUUUCUAACGAGCGGUGAUGAUAAUUAAACAGUAGUGUCAGAA
Molecule: messenger RNA, 955 nt
Organism: Ctenopharyngodon idella (grass carp)
Lineage: Eukaryota; Metazoa; Chordata; Actinopteri; Cypriniformes; Xenocyprididae
Gene: gpx4b
Product: glutathione peroxidase 4b
Exons: 7
Biological process (GO): response to oxidative stress
Molecular function (GO): glutathione peroxidase activity
Source: RefSeq, a predicted model, not a curated record